AUGUCUACCUCUCUUAUCCGUUCGACCAGGUCGCAGCUGCCUCUACGAACGACAGCCAUCUCUAUCAGGCAUUAUGCUGCCCCUCACGCUGACCAAGGAGGCGACCCCAAACGAGAAGUCAUCAGACGUGUCCUCUUCCCAAGCAACAUCCGGAAUCGAGCGACACCAAUAGGCACCUGGCGCCCGGACGUCGGACGCGCAAUCCAACGGGCCAUACCCUCAGUGCAGGCUCACGAAACGAUUGAACGCGCCUGGUUGCUUCACAAGCGCCAUGUGAGGAAGAAACGUGAAGAGGAGACCGCCAGGAAAUUCGCAUGCAUGCAGAAGGCGAUGGAUAUGUUGCAUGAGAUUGAUGCUCGGCUCUACAUGGAGGCCAACAAGAAAGACGAUCCUCGUGCGAGGUCGCAAGACGAGAUGGAGAUGAUGAAGAAAAUGAAAGUAUCCGAAAUUAGAGCACUGGAAGCUAGGAUUCGAGGACUAUUCCCUCGCGAAUUGCGGAUACCUACAGAGACACCUUCACGCAUGGGUUGGAAGUACGAAUGGAAGACAUUCCAUCGACCGCUUUAA
Molecule: messenger RNA, 567 nt
Organism: Cyclocybe aegerita
Lineage: Eukaryota; Fungi; Basidiomycota; Agaricomycetes; Agaricales; Hemipholiotaceae
Source: the annotation of a GenBank genome assembly